Molecule: messenger RNA, 5345 nt
Organism: Toxotes jaculatrix (banded archerfish)
Lineage: Eukaryota; Metazoa; Chordata; Actinopteri; Toxotidae
Product: son of sevenless homolog 1-like
Exons: 23
Coding region: 760-4755 (1331 amino acids)
Biological process (GO): Ras protein signal transduction; positive regulation of GTPase activity
Cellular component (GO): nucleosome; plasma membrane
Molecular function (GO): DNA binding; protein heterodimerization activity; guanyl-nucleotide exchange factor activity
Source: RefSeq, a predicted model, not a curated record
CUGAAGUCACAACAAACGACCGUUGCUCACCGUGACCGGCCGUUAGCUCGGUGACUGUACGCCUGUCAGGGGGCCAGGGCCGGUGCUGCUGUCUGAAAGAAUCCGGAGGACACAGUCGGAGCCGCGGACACGUUGUGGAGGAGCAGGGUUUAUUCACGGAGCCGCCCCGCCGGAGAGUCGUUGUGACCAGUAAAAUGGUAGCACCGGAGAGGGGCAGAGGGCACCGAGGAGCCCGCUGAUUCACACCGAUAACCCUCACCAUCUGUCCGCUCACAGAGAAACUAACGUUAAGCAGCAACCGGUGACCGUACGCCCGUUGACCGGGCCGCCGCUGAUGGAUCCGUCUCGCUGCUAACCGCUGCUAACGUUGGCGGCCAGGCUACAUGCUAGCAAGCUAACAUCACCAGCCAGCUCAGCAGCGUCCGUUAACUGUCACGCCGAGUCCCGGUACUGUUGGUAUGGAACGGACAACGGCCACCAUGCUGUCGCCCCGAUAAACAGAACUGCAACCUUCAGUUAGCUGCUAGCCGCGGAGCUAACCGUUAGCUGCGGAACAUCUGGCCGCAGCUAGCUCUCCGUGUAGCGGCCGACGAUGGUCGCAGUGACGGCAGCUGCUCUGGAGGAACGGCCCGUCCCCGCUCACCGCUUCACUGCCUUGCUGGACCCAGACAUACCGGCACGGCGUUAAUGUAAACCGGUGAACCGUGCGUGUCGGCCCCGCUGCUGCACUCAGACCACGCACACCCCGCAGCAGCAGCCAUGCAGGCAGCCCAACUGCAGUACGACUUCUUCAACGAGGAGAACGCACCGAAGUGGAGAGGCCUGCUGGUGCCUUCACUGGAGAAGGUUCUGAACCAGGUGCAUCCCAACCUGGUGUCCCAGCAGGAGGCACUGCAGUACAUCGAGGAGCUGAUCCUGCUCCUGCUCAGUAUGCUGUGUCAGGCUCAGCCACGCACCGUGCAGGAUGUCGAGGAGCGAGUUCAGAAGAGUUUUCCUCACCCGAUUGAUAAGUGGGCGAUCGCCGAUGCUCAGGCCGCCAUCGAGAAGAGAAAGAGGCGGAACCCGCUGGCGCUGCCCGUCGACAAGAUCCACCCGCUGCUCAAGGAGGUGCUGGGUUAUAAGGUAGACCACCAGGUGUCGGUCUACAUGGUGGCAGUGUUGGAGUACAUCUCCGCUGACAUCCUGAAGCUCGCCGGAAACUACGUCAGGAACAUCCGACACUACGAGAUCUCCCAGCAGGACAUCACUGUGGCCAUGUGUGCUGACAAGGUUUUGAUGGACAUGUUUCACCAGGAUGAGGAGGACAUCAGUGGCUUCCCUCUGAUGGACGAGGAACCAUCAGCCAAUGAGGAGCAGAGUUACUAUGAGCUGGUGAGGAGCUUAAUGUCCGACGGUCGACAGUACCUGAGACAGCUCAACCUGCUCAUCAAGGUGUUCAGGGAACCCUUCAAUUCCAGCCCCAUGCUCUUCUCCCAGCACGAUGUGGACAGUAUCUUCAGUCGGAUCGUAGACAUCCACGAGGUGACGGUGAAGCUCUUGGGUCUGAUCGAGGACACGGUGGAGAUGACAGAUGAAGGAAGUCCUCAUCCUCUGGUGGGAAGCUGCUUUGAGGACCUGGCUGAGGAGUUGGCCUUUGACCCCUAUGAGACGUACGCUCAGGACAUCCUGCGCUCUGGUUUCCAUGAACACUUCCUCAGUCAGGUGUCCAAACCUGGAGCUGCCUUCCACCUGCAGUCCAUCUGUGAAGGUUUUAAAGAGGCUGUUCAGUAUGUCCUGCCCAGACUGCUGCUCACUCCUGUUUACCACUGUCUGCACCUGUUUGAGAUCCUCAAGCAACUGGAGGAGAAAAGUGAGGAUGAGGAGGAUAAAGAGUGUCUGAAACAGGCCAUCACAGCCCUGCUCAACCUGCAGAGCAGCAUGGAGAGGAUCUGCUCCAGGAGCCUCGCCAAGAGGAGGCUCAGCGAGUCAGCGUGUCGCUUCUACAGCCAUCAGAUGAAGGGGAAGCACCUGGCUAUCAAGAAGAUGAACGAGAUCCAGAAGAACAUCGACGGCUGGGAGGGCAAGGACAUUGGCCAGUGCUGCAAUGAGUUCAUCAUGGAGGGCACUCUGACCCGCGUGGGCGCCAAACACGAGCGCCACAUCUUCCUGUUUGACGGCCUGAUGAUCUGCUGCAAGUCCAACCAUGGCCCGCCGCGGCUGCCCGGUGCCAGCUCCACAGCAGAGUACCGGCUCAAAGAGAAGUUCUUCAUGCGGAAAGUUCAGAUCAAUGACAAGGACGACAAGGAGGGUGAGUACCGGCACGCCUUCGAGAUCAUCCUGAAGGAUGGGAACAGCGUGGUGUUUGCUGCCAAGUCGGCCGAAGAGAAGAACGGCUGGAUGGCGGCGCUUAUCUCACUGCAGUACCGCAGCACGCUGGAACGCAUGCUGGACUCAGCCAUGCUGCAGGAGGAGAAGGAGGAGCAGAUGAGGCUGCCGGGAGCUGAGGUGUACCGGUUUGCGGAGCCGGACUCAGAGGAGAAUGUCGUGUUUGAGGAGAACGUCCAGUCCAAGUCUGGGAUUCCCAUCAUCAAAGCAGGGACAGUCCUAAAACUGAUUGAGAGGCUCACCUUCCACAUGUACGCAGAUCCAAACUUUGUCCGAACAUUUCUGACCACCUACAGAUCCUUCUGUAAACCUCAGGAGCUGCUGGACCUGCUCAUGGAGAGGUUCGAGAUUCCGGAGCCGAGGCCGAGCGAGGCGGAUCAGAUGGAGGGAGGAGAGCAGCCGCUCAGCGCCGAGCUGAAACGCUUCCGCAAAGAGUUCGUUCAGCCGGUCCAGCUCAGAGUGCUGAAUGUGUGCCGUCACUGGGUGGAGCAUCACUUCUAUGACUUUGAGAGAGACUCUCACCUGUUGAGGCGGCUGGAGGACUUCAUCGCCUCAGUCAGAGGUAAGGCAAUGAGGAAGUGGGUGGAGUCGAUCACUAAGAUCAUCCAGAGGAAGAAGCUGGUGCAGGUGAGUGGACCGAGUCACAGCAUCACCUUCCAGAACUCCCCUCCUCCAAUCGAGUGGCACAUCUGUAAACCAGGAAACAUCGAGCAGUUCGACCUCAUGACGCUGCACCCCAUCGAGAUAGCCCGCCAGCUCACCCUGCUCGAGUCAGACUUCUACAGGGCCGUACAGCCUUCAGAACUGGUCGGCAGUGUCUGGACCAAAGAGGACAAAGAGAUUCACUCGCCCAACUUGUUGAGGAUGAUCCGUCAUACCACCAACCUCACCCUGUGGUUCGAAAAGUGUAUUGUAGAAACAGAGAACCUGGAGGAGCGAGUGGCUGUUGUUUCUCGGAUCAUUGAGAUCCUGCAGGUUUUUCAGGAACUUAACAACUUCAAUGGAGUUCUGGAGAUCGUCAGUGCCAUGAACUCCUCACCUGUCUACAGACUGGACCACACCUUUGAGCAAAUUCCAAGUCGACAGAGGAAAAUCCUGGAGGAAGCUCAUGAGCUGAGUGAAGAUCACUACAAGAAAUAUUUAGCCAAACUGCGGUCUAUCAACCCCCCCUGUGUCCCCUUCUUUGGAAUCUACCUGACCAACAUCCUGAAGACGGAGGAGGGAAACCCCGACUUCCUGCGCAGACACGGCAAAGAUCUGAUCAACUUCAGUAAGAGACGGAAAGUGGCUGAAAUCACUGGAGAGAUCCAACAGUACCAGAACCAGCCAUACUGUCUGAGGGUGGAGAACGACAUCAGGAAGUUCUUUGAGAACCUGAACCCAAUGGAGGACAUGUCAGAGAAGGACUUCGCUGAUCAUCUGUUCAACAAAUCUCUGGAGAUCGAACCUCGAAACGCCCGAUCGUUACCUCGAUUUGUGAAAAAGUACACCUGUCCUCUGAAGUCUCCGGGCAUUCGUCCCACCUCGGCGAGGCCCGGCACCAUGAGGCACCCGACCCCGCUGCAGAACGAGCCCAGAAAGAUCAGCUACAGCCGCAUCCCUGACACCGAGGCCGAAGGGGGCGCCGUCUCCGCCCCCAACUCCCCCCGAACCCCCUUGACUCCUCCACCUGCCUCCGCCGCCUCCAGCUCCACUGACGUAGGCAGCGUGUUCGACUCGCCACAGGGUCCCAGCAGCCCCUUCCACUCCACCUGCGACAGUAUCUUUGCUGUGGUCUCUCUGCCUCACGGUCCACGGUCGUCCUCGGUGUCCUCCAUGGUGAGCUUCAGUCGGGGUUCAGAGGACGCUCCUGUCCCCCCUCCCGUUCCUCCUCGCAGACGACCAGAGUCGGCUCCAGCUGAGUCCUCCCCCUCCAAGGUCAUAUCGAAGUUGGACAGCCCCCCCGCUGUCCCUCCUCGUCAGCCCACCUGUAAGCUGCUCCCCCCUCGUUACUCCUCGUCUUUGUCCUCGUCUUCCCCCCCUGACAGCCCCCCCUCACUUCCUCCUCGGGAGCCCCUCAGUUCCCCUCUACACCUCCUGCCCCCCCCUCAGGGACGCCCCCGCUGUGACCUGCUGCCUCAGGCCUUCUUCCCCUCCACCACCUGCUCCUCACCCUCCAUCAGCUCCACCACUGCUGCCUCCUCGCCCCCGCUGCCACCUCCCACCCCCAUCACCCCCAGUCCUACCCCUGCCUCUAGGAAGAUGCCUCUCCCCUCGCCACCCUUACCCCUCCUCCCUUUGGACGGACCCCCUGUCCCCCCCCGACACGGUGUCCCCAAACUCCCCCCCAAGACCUACAAGAGGGAGUCUCUGACCCACGCCCCCCUGCUGGACAGCCCCCCCGCACUGUGAUCGGACAGUCUGGACACUCUUGAAGGGACGGGGCAACUGAUUGGACAGUCUGUGGAGGGGUGGGUGUAGACACGCUAACACUACAGCUGACUGGAUCAGGACAGACGAUUUAUUAACAUCCGAUCGAUCGAUUGCGACGUUCUGAUCAAGACUGAUAAAAAAUAAAAUACAGUUCACGUGCCCUUAUUCUGAAAAACUGAGUGCGGCCUCCAGCAGAACGUUGGAGAACGUUUGGAACACGUUCGUCUGUCUGUGGUCAGAUUUUCAUUUCUGUUUCUCACCUCUGAGCUGAGACCCUGAUGAGACUCGUGCAAAGGAUUGUGGAUAAUAUCGUCCCCCAAAGACUUAAGUGGACUCUGGGUCUGAGGUGUCGGUGCGUCAGAAGCCUCCGGGUACUGGACCAGAACCACAGAGGUACUGUAGUGGUUCUGGUGGAACUGUUGAUGAUACAAACGUGAUGAUUGCCUUCUUUAAAACAAGGGAAUAAACGUGUUUCUACCACAGAGCUGGAAGGACGACAACACGCUGCACUGUCUUUAUUUUAUCUGCUGGGGGGACGGGGACAGGGACUAGGACGAGGACAGGGCUGG